Molecule: messenger RNA, 1994 nt
Organism: Eutrema salsugineum
Lineage: Eukaryota; Viridiplantae; Streptophyta; Magnoliopsida; Brassicales; Brassicaceae
Product: beta-glucosidase 3
Exons: 11
Coding region: 184-1788 (534 amino acids)
Biological process (GO): carbohydrate metabolic process
Molecular function (GO): beta-glucosidase activity
Source: RefSeq, a predicted model, not a curated record
CCGAUUGCGAUUCCGAUCUGCGAUUCCGAUCUGCGAUUCAGUGCCAAAAAAUGAACGCAAACCGUAGAGUUUACCGGCGAUGCCGAUCUCUCGUUUCUUCUCCGUCGUGUAGUUUCUAUCUGGCGGGUAGGUUUUGGGAGGAUCGGACUCUUACUUUCAAGACCUCUGGAGCUAUAAGAAGAGAUGGAGCCGAUUUUGUUUCUGAUUACCAUUUUUCUGGGUUUCGCUUUCUCCGGGAAGUGCAGCGAUGUUUACAGCAGAAACGAUUUCCCUGAGGGAUUCGUAUUCGGGUCCGGUAUUUCGGCUUUUCAGUGGGAAGGAGCUGUUGAUGAAGACGGGAGGAUGCCUAGCAUCUGGGAUACAUACGUUCAUUCUCGUAAGCUCUUUCACAAAGCAAAAGUUCGAGUUAGAAUUCAUAGAGUAUUGAAAUGUUUUCUAGGGUUUAAUCUCAAUCGAGUCUUCCUUAACGAUGCAGAGGCUGGACCUACCGGAGAUGUAGCCUGUGAUGGGUAUCAUAAAUAUAAGGAGGAUGUAAGGCUAAUGUAUGACAUGGGUUUAGGUGCAUUGCGACUCUCCAUUUCUUGGCCGCGGCUUAUACCAAGUGGAAGAGGUCCUGUGAAUCCAAAGGGUUUACGGUUCUACAAAAACCUCUUAAAUGAGCUCACAAGACAUGGAAUUGAGCCGCAUGUUACGUUGUAUCACGAUGAUCUCCCUCAGGCUCUUGAAGAUGAAUACGGAGGAUGGAUUGACCGCAGAAUCAUCGAUGACUUCACGGCUUUUGCAGACGUUUGCUUCAGAGAGUUUGGGAACACAGUGAAAUUCUGGACUACAAUUAAUGAGCCCAAUAUGUUAGCAUGGGGAGGUUAUGACUUGGGAUUUAUGCCUCCUAAGCACUGUUCUCCACCAUAUGCAAUGGUCAAAUGCUCCAGAGGAAACUCUUCAACUGAGCCAUAUAUUGCACUCCACAAUAUGUUGCUUGCACACGCAUCUACCUCAAGAUUGUAUAAACAAAAGUAUAAGGAUAAGCAGAAUGGAUCUCUGGGUAUAACCUGUUAUGCAUACUGGAUGGUUCCGUUAACUAGCUCUGGAGAGGACGAGAUUGCAACUCGGAGAGCCAAAGAUUUCUAUUUAGGCUGGGUUUUACACCCGCUAGUGUUUGGGGACUAUCCUGACGUGAUGAAGAGAAUUGUUGGAAAGAGAUUGCCUAGUUUUUCGGAUGAAGAAUCAGAUCUCGUUAAAGACUCAUUCGACUUCUUGGGAAUCAUACACUACACAACAAUGAACAUCGCACACUUAUCCACUUCCCGGCAAGGAGAUUUUACUUCAGACAUGAAUGCUUCAAUGAGCAACUUUGGGAAAUCUACAUUUGUCACGAUUGAUGUGCUUCCUUGGGGUCUUGAAGGAGUAUUGGAAUACAUAAAGCAGAACUAUGGCAAUCCUCCUGUCUACAUUCUUGAAAACGGUCGACCUACAAACCACCAUUCAUCGCUCAACGACGUGGGAAGAGUUGAAUACCUUCAUGCUUAUAUCGCUGCUGUGCUCAAUUCAGUGAGGAACGGGUCACAGACAAGAGGCUACUUCCAGUGGUCGUUCAUGGAUUUGUACGAGUUUCUGAAUUACAACUACACGUAUGGAUUAUACUAUGUGAAUUUCAGCGAUCCAGAACGUAAGAGAUCUCCAAAAACCUCUGCUCUUUGGUACUCUGCUUUGCUCAAAGGGUCGAUGGUUAGUUCACAAGUGGCAAAGAACCUCUCGGUAUCUUCUUCUCCUGGUUAUGCUUCUCAGUAGUAUAGAAAUUUGACCGUUGGUUUGGUUUCGUUUCCGGUUUUGGUAUAUUCUUAUUCCACGAGAGGAGGUUACGCAGGUGCGUAAAGUAUAAAAUAAAUACAGGAACGUUACGUACCUUGAUAAUAUUUUGUUGUUGUUGUCGAUCAUGUCUUUGAUAUACAUCGAAAUCACUGCACCAUGGCCCUAAUCAUAUAUAUUAUAUGCAA